This is a messenger RNA of Nannizzia gypsea CBS 118893, 1554 nucleotides long. RefSeq names its product universal stress protein A family protein. Lineage: Eukaryota; Fungi; Ascomycota; Eurotiomycetes; Onygenales; Arthrodermataceae. The transcript has 3 exons. Bases 1 to 1554 code for a protein of 517 amino acids. The record is from RefSeq and is a predicted model, not a curated record.
AUGCUUUCAUCGCACUCUUUGCAGUCGUCGCCGGCAACCAGUACAUCUGUUUUGGCCUCAGAUGCUGCCUCUGGAAUACACCAUGACGGCCUAGGAAACCACCAGACGGAUGGGGCUUGUUAUUCGGCGCUGGAGAACCGUCUGCGUUCCCGAUCUAUCCAGUUCAACACCUCGCGGACGGAUGCGGCGCUGCGGGAACGAUCAACAGCCAGCUCAAGGAAGAGCAGCUUGAGGAGACUACCAUCUCCACCACCUCCAAGCUCCUAUAACCGUGGAGUCUCCUUUGAUACCUUCGACAAUCGAGAUGCUACCGAAUUCUCGUUGACGUUGAACUACAAACACAAAGAUUACAGGAACACGCGCCGCAGCCGGACCUUUCUUUGUGGAACCGACCAGAAUGAUUAUUCCGAUUUUGCUCUGGAGUGGCUUAUAGACGAGCUGGUAGACGAUGGAGACGAGGUUGUUUGUCUACGGGUCGUGGACAAGGAUUCCAAGAUUGCAAGUGAUUCCGGCGUUGAAGAAGGCCGAUAUAGACAAGAGGCAGAGAAGUUACUUUCACAAGUCAUUGCAAAGAAUAAACAGGAUGAGAAGGCCAUAAGUUUGGUCAUGGAACUAGCAGUUGGUAAAGUUCAGGAGAUCAUCCAACGGAUGAUUCAGAUAUACGAGCCUGCUGUCCUUAUUGUCGGCACCCGAGGCCGUAGCCUUAAGGGAAUGCAGGGUCUACUACCAGGCUCUGUCUCGAAAUACUGUCUCCAGCAAUCUCCUAUUCCCGUCAUUGUUGUUAGGCCAUCGAGUAAGCGGGAAAAGAAGAAACAAAAACGACUGGCUGCUGAUCCCGCCAGAAAAAGCUACAGUCAAUACCUGAAGAUGAGUGAGGCCCGAGGGGGCUUGGGCAUUGAUAGUUCUCCCAGCGGGAACAGCAGCACUUCUAAGCUUCCUGGAGAAGGGGAAGAUGCAGGCGCCCCUUCAACGGUAGCCAACACCAUCAUAGCUUCCUCCACCAAUGGAGACACCGAUGAGAAUGGCCAUGAUCUCCAGUCAUCUGUGCCAAAGCACUCCUCUGGUUAUGCUGGUAAUGAUGAUGAUGGCGGUGGUGAUGAUGUAGCCGGAAUCAGAAGAGAUUCCACUGCCACCGACGCCGAAUCACCUCUAAAGAGCCCCUCUUGUCCUGUCAUGGAAAGCCCUAACCUGAGCGGUAAUGAAGAUGAGGAUGAUGUGGAAGAUGACGACGAUGAUAAUGACGCUGGUGAAGGCGAUAUUAGCUAUACGGAUACAAGUGCUGCAACCUCAAUCGCAGAUACAACGUCCAGGGGUGAUUCAGCCGGGGAGGAGACAUCCGCCAUCCUGUGUGGCGAUAUGUCAACAGACAUACAGAACAAAGAUCCCGUGGAGAAUGACAACAGCACUGCGAAAGAGGCCCAGGAUGGUGUUAGGAACAUCGAAUUGCCUAAUUACGAUGCUGCAAAUGCCAACUUGACUGAGGACGCUAGCAGGGCUUCUGUCCUUGACCAUGCUGCACCACAAGUUGAUAAAUCUUCGGUACCAGGAGCAUGA